GGAACAUAAGUAGGUGACGUGAUUGGUUUUUGUGUGAAAGAGCUAGAAUGGUAGGAUUGAAUUUUGUGCCUCAGCCAUUUUUGUCACCAGUUUACAAGGCGGGUCCUUACCCACUUGAUCUCAUCGCCACCGCCGCUUGCCUCCACUUCGGCCACCUUCUCCGCCACCGUCUCCGCCUCGGGGUUCUUCUUCGCUCCUGUCUCAAGAAACUCGCUCCUUUACAUCGUCACGUGUUUAAAUUGAAAGAUAAAUGGUGCCAAAGAUGCCUUCAACUCGAAGGAAUGAAUUAUCUUCUAUCGUCAAGUGAUGAUUUGGCUUCUACAUGUUCAACUAGUUUCUCUUUCUUUAACGGGGGAGGACAUGGAGGCCACUUUGGAAAUGCUGGCAUGUCCGACUCCAAGAUGUCUGGAAAAAAUCCAUUUAACAGAAGGAAGUGGACAAAUAUUCUCCUUGCUGCUAAUGUUUUGUUUUUCAUUGCACAGCUUGCAACCCAAGGCAAGCUUUUAUUAUGGGGAGCGAAGGUAAACAGCCUCAUUGACAAGGGACAAAUUUGGAGACUUGCCACAUCAUCCUUUUUGCAUGCAAACAUUGGGCACCUUAUGAUAAACUGUUUUUCCUUAAAUUCAGUCGGUCCAACUGUGGAGAGAUUUAGUGGUCCUCGAAGAUUCCUAGCAGUUUACUUUAUAUCAGCAAUUGCAAGUUCAGCUAUGAGUUAUUGGUUCUGCAAAAUGCCCGCAGUAGGUGCAUCAGGAGCAAUUUUUGGACUUGUUGGAUCGGUUGCAGUGUUUGUCUUAAGGCACAGAGACAUUGUAGGAGGUGGUAAAGAAGACUUGCAGCACAUAGCACGUGUAAUUGUCCUCAAUAUGGUUAUUGGAAUAUUAUCCAGAGGCAUUGACAAUUGGGGACAUUUAGGAGGCUUGCUUGGUGGAGUUGCUGCAUCAUGGCUUAUUGGACCGGCAUGGAAGCAUGAAUCUACAUCUUGGGAUGGAAGAAGAAUUUUCACUGACAGUGCACCGAUGUAUACUCUGCUCAAGAUUAGAAGGGUACCUAAGCAAUGGAAAUAGAAACACUUCAUUCCCGUAUGGGUUGAAACCUACAAUUAAAGAACAAAUUGUUGCUUGUUGUUUAUUUGUAUAAUGAUUCACUCUCUAAGCUUCCCUUAACAAAGAUGGUGGCUUGUAGUACCUGACUUUUAUAUAUUAUUUUGUAUGCUUUUGUAUUAAAUAACAGAUAAUUCAAUUACAUCACACCCUUGGACAUUUUAUUUUA
Lotus japonicus is the source of this 1269-nucleotide messenger RNA. RefSeq names its product RHOMBOID-like protein 10, chloroplastic. The record is from RefSeq and is a predicted model, not a curated record. The transcript is spliced from 9 exons. Lineage: Eukaryota; Viridiplantae; Streptophyta; Magnoliopsida; Fabales; Fabaceae. The coding region runs from base 48 to 1064 and encodes 338 amino acids. Gene Ontology annotation, cellular component: chloroplast membrane. Gene Ontology annotation, molecular function: serine-type endopeptidase activity.